Macrosteles quadrilineatus (aster leafhopper) is the source of this 2947-nucleotide messenger RNA. It is a transcript of the gene Ssrp, whose product is annotated as FACT complex subunit Ssrp1. The record is from RefSeq and is a predicted model, not a curated record. The transcript is spliced from 14 exons. Bases 440 to 2692 code for a protein of 750 amino acids. Gene Ontology annotation, molecular function: histone binding; nucleosome binding; DNA binding. Gene Ontology annotation, cellular component: FACT complex; nucleus. NCBI's taxonomy places the organism in Eukaryota, Metazoa, Arthropoda, Insecta, Hemiptera, Cicadellidae.
UAAUUUCUUUGUGGUGGUGGUGGUGGAAACUUCUGAUUUCCGAUUAGGAUUGCUCUGCUCUGCUCUGCUCUGUUGUUUAGUAUUAAAAGAGUCAAAGGACAGUGAAUAGAUUUAACCAUUAUUUAACAACAUUUAAGUCAGUGUCAUCAUCAUUAUAGGCUAGUGUGGUAAAGAUAAAGUUUGUUGUUAUUUUGUUUUAGAGACGCGGCGAGGAAAUGUACCUUGGGUAACCUAAUUCCUUUGCCUCUGUUCGCUUAACGUUUUAUAUGUGACAUGCUACGCUCUUUGCACGAUUCUAGUAAUCGUGGCUCUUUGUAAUUCCUGCAUUAGGCCUACGUACUAAUUAAUAACCAUAGAGAAACUGUAUUGAAUAAUUAAUUAGUGGAAUAGUGAUUGGCUACUGAAGUUUCAUAGGCCUAGGCUAGUCCUAGUUAACAACAUGGGUGAAUUGGAGUUUAGUGAAAUAUCUGCAGAAACCAAAGGCUCUUUGACCCCUGGAAAGUUGAAGUUGUCUGAUCAAGCAAUUAGCUUCAAAAACAGUAAAACUGGAAAAGUUGAACAAAUUUUGGCUUCAGAUCUUGAAUUUGUGAAUUGGCAAAAGUUGGUAGGUCAAUGGGGCCUUCGCUUAUUCCUGAAAAAUGGAUCUCUGCACAGAUUUUUUGGAUUCAGAGAAUCGGAACAAGACAAAAUUGCCAAGUUUUUCAAAACCAGUUAUUCAUUAGACAUGUUGGAAAAGGAACUCAGUGUAAAGGGAUGGAACUGGGGUACAGCUAAGUUUGCAGGAUCAGUUCUCAGUUUUGAGGUUGGCAAUCUCUCUGCAUUUGAAGUCCCAUUGAAUAAUGUCUCACAGUGUACAACUGGCAAGAAUGAAGUCACUAUCGAGUUCCACCAAAAUGACGAUGCGCCUGUUGGCUUGAUGGAGAUGAGGUUUCAUAUCCCCGUGUCAGAGCUAGCUGGAGAUGACCCUGUUGAAGCUUUCCACAAGCAAGUUAUGGACCAAGCUAGUGUUAUUUCAGUCAGCGGAGACGCCAUUGCCAUAUUCCGAGAGAUCCAAUGCCUCACCCCUCGUGGUCGUUAUGACAUCAAAGUAUUCAAUACCUUCUUCCAGCUCCAUGGUAAAACCUUUGACUACAAAAUCCCAAUGUCAACUGUGCUACGGCUGUUUGCUCUCCCUCAUAAGGAUGGCAGGCAGAACUUCUUUGUAGUGAGUUUGGACCCUCCAAUCAAACAAGGCCAAACCCGUUACCACUUCUUGGUCUUCCUGUUUGGUCAAGAUGAUGAAACGUCAAUUGAACUUCCUUUUUCUGAAGAUGAGUUGAAAGAGAAGUAUGAAGAUAAACUGUCUAAGGAGCUGUCGGGUCCAACUUGGGAAGUCUUAGGCAAAGUUAUGCGAGCCAUAGUCAACCGCAAGAUUACAACACCAGGAGGAUUUAUUGGUCACACAGGGACUCCAGCUAUCGGCUGUUCAUACAAGGCAGCUGCAGGUUUUCUCUACCCCUUGGAGAGAGGGUUCAUCUUCAUCCACAAGCCACCCAUCCACAUCCGCUUUGAGGAAAUUUCUAGUGUUAACUUUGCUCGAAGUGGAGGAAGCACAAGGUCAUUUGACUUUGAGGUGGAGCUCAAAUCCACCGUUGUCCACACUUUCAGCAGUAUUGAGAAGGAAGAGUACACUAAGCUGUUUGACUUCAUUGCCUCUAAAAAACUGAGAGUCAAAAAUCGUGGCAAAAAUGACAAGCCGAGCUACGCAGAUGACUUUGGUGAUAGUGACCAGGAGGGGGCUCCAGACGCUUACCUCGCGCGGGUCAAGCGAGAGGCAGAGGAGAGAGACGAGGAUGACGGUGGUAGUGAGGAAGACGAGAGCACGGAUGAGGAUUUCAACCCAAACUUGGCUGAAAGUGAUGUUGCUGAAGAGUUUGACUCAAAUCCUGAACCCACAGACUCAGAUGACGACUCUGAGGCUUCUGGAGGGAGUGGUGAUAAUAAGGAAAAGAAAAAGAAGAAAGAGAAAAAGGAGAAAAAAUCAAAGUCAGCCAAAACCAUUUCUGAGAAACCCAGAAAACCCCGAAAAAAUAAAAAAGAGAAGGAUGCUAAUGCACCAAAACGUCCCCCGACUGCUUUCAUGUGUUUUCUGAAUGAAAACCGAGAGAAGAUAAAGAGAGACAACCCCGGUAUUGCCUUCCUGGACAUUAGUAAAAAAGCUGGAGAAAUGUGGAAGACUUUGGAGAACAAAAAAGAAUAUGAGGACAAAGUAGCCAAGUUGAAAGAGGAGUAUCAAGAAGCUAUGAAAGAGUAUAAAGCAACUGGUGGUGGAGCAACAUCUUCUCCCUCGGAAUCCAAGAAGUCGUCUAAGAAGCCCAAGUCAUCCCCAAGGAAGUCAUCAGCAUCAGCUGGUGACAUGGGCAGCGGAACUAAAUAUAUCAGCAAAGAGUUCAUUGAAAGUGACAGCAGUGAUAGUGAUUCUGACAAAAAAUCAAAAAAAAAUGGAAGCAAACCAGCAGCAAAAUCAAAGGAAAAGAGUGAUAGCAGUAGUGGAGAAGAUGACGAGUCAGAAGAAGAGAAAGAGGUUAAAAAAGAAGAGAAGAAAGAUAAGAGUAAAAAGACUGAAAGUGAAGAUGAUGAAAUUGAUGAACCAGAAGAAAGUACACCACCUACAAGUGAAAACGAAUCUGGCGGCGACUCUGACAGUGAUUGAAAUUAAAUCUUUUCAGGAGCUAUCUCAUUGAUAAAGAUGUAGACUGAUUAAUUAAUUGUGUCUCAUUAUCAGCCUAAAGGAAGUAUAUUGAUUGAGAAAUAUUGUUCAUUUUUCCAUCAGUUUGGGGCAAUGUUGAUGACAUGCCUUAUCAUCACUUAUGAACACAUUAAUUAAUUUUGUAUUACACUGUUUGUACUAUCUUUUUUUAUGUCUGAAGAAGUGGUGCAUUAAAAUAAUAAAUAUGUUUUUUGCAAA